AUGAACCUUUUGCUCACUAUUCGACUGCUCAUGCAAGGGAAGGAAGUCGGUAGCAUAAUUGGUAAACGAGGCGAUCAAAUCAAGAGAAUUCGGGAAGAUUCCGGUGCAAAAAUCAACAUAUCGGAUGGGUCAUGUCCGGAACGGAUAGUGACUAUCACAGGAAGUUUGGCCACCAUCAACAAGGCUUUUGCAAUGAUCUCUAAUAAAUUUGAAGAGGAUAUGCGUGCUUUGCCGAAUUCCGUUCCUAAGCCACCGAUCACAAUGCGGUUGAUCGUCCCAGCGACACAAUGCGGUUCACUUAUAGGAAAAAGCGGUUCGAAAAUCAAAGAAAUUCGAGAGGCGACAGGGGCCUCCAUUCAAGUGGCCUCAGAAAUGUUGCCACAAUCAACGGAGCGUGCCGUUACGGUGUCCGGGACUGCCGAUGCUAUCAUAUUGUGUAUGGGACAAGUUUGUCAGAUACUUUUAGAGGUAUGCCGUUCUUACCAUUCGUUUUUACUAUGCGAGAGACGAAUUUCUCUAUAUCGCUUCAGUACUUCUGCCAACGAUCAUAUUGGGGCACAAAGUCAAUAUUUGGUAAUCGCGAUUCUGGGAACGAAGACUUCCUCAAAUGCGGAUGAGGAAUUAGAUAGAAAUUAUAUCCAUUAUGCAUGUUGUGGGAUGUUCAUUUUGCAGUUGUAUGCGACAAGUCGUCCAGUGUACAUCCCAGAAACUACCAUGCCUUGGGCGCUAAUCUGA
Molecule: messenger RNA, 735 nt
Organism: Haemonchus placei
Lineage: Eukaryota; Metazoa; Nematoda; Chromadorea; Rhabditida; Trichostrongylidae
Source: the annotation of a GenBank genome assembly